This is a messenger RNA of Opisthorchis viverrini, 204 nucleotides long. RefSeq lists its product as hypothetical. The transcript has a single exon. The record is from RefSeq and is a predicted model, not a curated record. Bases 1 to 204 code for a protein of 67 amino acids. NCBI's taxonomy places the organism in Eukaryota, Metazoa, Platyhelminthes, Trematoda, Opisthorchiida, Opisthorchiidae.
AUGGGACAUCGGGGCUAUCAAGACCAGUUCAAAAGCACUGAACCUGAACAACUAAGCAACAUCGCUACCGAAUGGCACACCCAAAACGAGAAGUUGACUCAGGCUGGAUGGACAGAGGUACAGCGAAUCGAAACGGAAAACGCUCUGAAUGAUCGGAGGUGUUCCUCGAUCCAAAGGUCGGCCGUCAGAGGAGCCAUCCCGUAG